GUUUGCAUUUAAAUCGUACGGGUGGUACGACUAAUCCAUUGAACAUGGGAAAGUGACUUUAUGCUUGAAGUAUACAUCGUUAUAUAUCAUGUCGGGGUCUAGUAGAUUGAAAAGAAAUGACAUUCAUGCAAGUGUCAUUUCGAAUAAAGAAUCUAAUAUUAUUCGUACAGGUAAAAACUAUACAUAUUUCGUAAAGAUUGUGAUAUAAUUCUGUGAUGCAAUUUGUUUUAAUGUUAUAUACAUAGUUUGAUUGGUUACAUGGCGCAAGUGUAUCUUACUGUCAAAAGCAAAUGCACUUUUUGUCUGUAAUUAACACGGUGUUUACAUUUUACUGAAUUAAGAACAGCAUAAAUAUCUAGAACGAUUUUAAAAUGUCAUUUCUUCGUGGUUCUGCCAAUUACGUUUGGUGUACUACCAGUGUGCUAGGAAAAGGUGCAACAGGAGCAGUAUUUCAGGGCGUCAAUAAAAAUAACGGAGAACCAGUUGCUGUUAAAACAUUUAAUCAGCUUAGCCACAUGCGUCCUCAUGAUGUUCAAAUGAGAGAAUUUGAAGUUUUGAAGAAAGUAAAACAUGAGAACAUCGUUAAAUUAUUAGCUAUUGAAGAAGAGCAAGAUGGACGUGGAAAGGUCAUUGUUAUGGAACUGUGUACUGGAGGAAGUCUUUUCAAUAUUUUGGAUGAUCCUGAAAAUACAUACGGACUUGCAGAGAGUGAGUUUCUUCUUGUUCUAGAACAUUUGUCUGCUGGAAUGAAACAUUUACGGGAUAAUAAUCUAGUUCACCGUGACUUAAAGCCUGGAAAUAUCAUGAAAUUUAUUGCUGACGAUGGCAGUACUAUCUAUAAACUGACAGAUUUCGGAGCAGCACGUGAGCUUCAGGAAGAUCAACAGUUUGUAUCUUUAUAUGGAACAGAGGAAUAUUUACAUCCUGAUAUGUAUGAGCGUGCUGUUCUACGUAAACCUGUAGGAAAGACUUUUGGAGCUACCGUAGAUCUUUGGUCAAUUGGUGUAACUCUGUAUCAUGUAGCAACAGGGAACUUACCAUUUAGACCAUUUGGUGGCCGUAGAAAUAAAGAAACAAUGUUUUAUAUCACAACUAAGAAAGCAUCUGGUGUAAUAUCAGGAACACAAACUUCAGAAAAUGGACCCAUUGAAUGGAGUCGUGAAUUACCUCAAAACUGUCAACUUAGCAUUGGAUUAAAGAAGAUUGUUACUCCAUUACUUGCUGGAUUGUUGGAAGUUGAUCCUCAAAGAAUAUGGAGCUUUGAUCGCUUCUUUACCGAAGUUACAGACACUUUAUGUAGAAAACCAAUUCACAUAUUUAAUGUACAUAAAGCAAGCUUAAUAAAGGUUUUCUUGCAUCCUGAGGAAAAACUGGUUGCCCUUCAGACACAUAUACAGGAUCAAAGUGAUGUACCAGCUCAUGCUCAGAUCCUUUUGCUUGGAGAAAUCACUUUAACUAGUUUAGUUGAAGAAUCUACUCCAGGAAAAGGAUAUCCCACAACAACCCAUGAUAGACCAGUAAUGCUGUUUUCUCGGGAAAAUAAUAACGUAAUAUUACCCGUCGAAAGUGAACUUCCAAAAUUCCCAGUAUUUUCUAAUUUGGUAUCAGUGGAGAAUGAUGCCAGCCAAGCCAAAGUUGCAUGUUCGGUAGGCCAUGUUUGCAAAAGAAGAAUUGAUAGAUUGGCAUAUUGCAGUAAACAGUGUCAAGAUAGUGUGGAAGCAUUUAAUGGUCUUGUAACGGCAGAUCUCACUAGGGUAUUAGAAAAGUGUCAACGUUCAAAGGAGCUAACCAAGGCAGUAGAGGAUACUGCUAUGGCUAUAGAGAGAAGUGAAAAUUUAGCAAGACAUAUAGCAAAGAAAUUUGGUAUGCAACUUAAUAUUAAUAAUAAGCAUUGGAGAAAAGAAUUAGAUUCCAAAAGCAAAGAACUUUUGGUUGAGUUGGCACCAGCAGUUACACAGCUGCAUCAAAGGUAUGUAAAGGAAUCCAGUCUACGUGCAGAAUGGGAAAGUAACACUCGAGGUUUAUGGUGUCCCUGGAUAACUAAAGCAAGUCACCGAGCUUCUACCCUCGUUGACAGACUACGUGACGGCUGGCAGCAUUUACUACGUGACAGAGCUACACGCAGUCUCACCUACAAUGAUGAACAGUUCCAUGUUCUGGAACGUAUCAAAGUAACUGAGACUGGGCGCAGGAUAAAAUCACUUCUAGAAACGGAAUGUGUUCCAGCAAUGACGCAACGAUCAGAAGGUCUAGGUGAUUGGUAUAAAAUGGCACAGACUGUAUAUUUGCAAACUCAAAUACUUGACAAGGAUGUUGACAACUACGAACGUGCUUUAGAAUCCUUUUCUUAUACACUCAGUCAGGAGAGCUUAGAGCGUCACGAAUCACUUGUUCGUUCACUGGAAAGAAUCCCAGGAAAGUCCAACACCAUGGAGAAGUCUAACAUACCUGGAGAAGAAGGAACAAAGAAGUGGAAGAAUAUUUGUGACUUACAUGAACAGAUUAGUUUGAUUCUUAGCGAGAACAAUCGAUUAGUGGAUCAGAUCGACACUAUCGUAAAAUUACCGUAAUUAUAAGACAGAAUUAAGAGCUGAGAGCUCUCAUUAAUUGUUAUUUUUAGUUUAAUUUAAAAUCAUACGAUUACCGUAAUUUCAGUCUGUUCUACGUAAAUAAUCGUUUUAUAAUUUUUGAAAUUACUCACAAAGACCUGUUAUUUUGCCAUGAUUUUAAUUCGUAAUAAAUAAAACGUAUAUUGUAUAUAGUAUUUAAGUAAAACACAUGGCAUACAUUGCACUUUGCUCGACGUUAUUUUUCAAUAAAGAGAAGCGGUCCGUCUUUA
Messenger RNA from Cephus cinctus (wheat stem sawfly), 2839 nucleotides. RefSeq names its product serine/threonine-protein kinase TBK1 (gene IKKepsilon). The coding region runs from base 372 to 2570 and encodes 732 amino acids. NCBI's taxonomy places the organism in Eukaryota, Metazoa, Arthropoda, Insecta, Hymenoptera, Cephidae. Gene Ontology annotation, molecular function: ATP binding; protein serine/threonine kinase activity. The record is from RefSeq and is a predicted model, not a curated record. Gene Ontology annotation, cellular component: cytoplasm. Gene Ontology annotation, biological process: peptidyl-serine phosphorylation. The transcript has 3 exons.